This is a messenger RNA of Myxocyprinus asiaticus (Chinese sucker), 2103 nucleotides long. Its product is annotated as protein FAM181A-like. The transcript has a single exon. NCBI's taxonomy places the organism in Eukaryota, Metazoa, Chordata, Actinopteri, Cypriniformes, Catostomidae. Bases 341 to 1132 code for a protein of 263 amino acids. The record is from RefSeq and is a predicted model, not a curated record.
GGCUCAUUGGGGUGCAUUGUGAGGAAAGUGAGGUCGCUGAUUGGUUCGAGGAAAGCACCAUAUCUACACCGAGUCUAUAUUCAUUCAGAUUCUUUGAGUGCUUCGACUAUUGUAGAUGCCAGGCAAGCUGGACAUCACUUCAAGAGCUUCUCUCUGCAAAUAUGGACAAGAGUUGCUUCAUGAGAUGUGAAAUACUUCUAAUUCUUUAUUCUUCGAUGGAUGACUUUUGACAAUUUUACUCUACAAAUGGAAGAAAGACCUUCACAGGAGUUUAAAUUUCACAUGUAAAUGCAUCAAAUGCAAAAGACAGAGUGAAGUUUGUUCAUAUUGAACGGACGAGAUGGCAAACUCUGACAGCGAGGUGAAAACACUUCUGAACUUUGUCAAUUUGGCUUCAAGCGACAUCAAGGCAGCACUUGACAGAUCAGCACCCUGCAGAAGAUCUGUAGACCACCGAAAGUACCUGCAGAAACAACUGAAGCGAUUCUCACAGAAAUACUCCAAGAUGCCUCGCUGCCAUUCACACGGAGCCAAUGAAUCUUUGGCUUUCUCUAAAACAUCACAGGAUAAAGCUGCUGUAUUCACGCAUGAGGGUGUUCACGAAAACUUCCGGCGACUGGUUGACAGAAGAGAGUUGAACUUUGCAGAGGAACAUCUACACGUGGAUUUGAACCCGAAUGUGGAGGAUGAAGCGCGGUCGGGUCAAGUGCCCAUGCGCAAACGGCAGCUUCCCGCGUCCUUCUGGAAGGAGCCUCAGUCCUCACCGGGCAGCCGAGUGCGUUUGGAGCAUUUUCUUAAAAACAAUACUAAUGGAACCGUCAGAGCUCCGGUCAUUAAUGGUGAGAAAAGAAAGAUGGUUUAUGAGGAAUUGAACCCAAACCUGUUGUCCGGUGAUGUGGAUCCACGGAGGAGUGUGAUGUGCACGUGCUGCCCUCUUCAGUACCGGGGGAGUCACGCGCUUUAUGGCCGCUUUAUCGUCCCUCACAUGGACAAAACGACUGAGAUGAAUAUCGAAAUAUCGCACAACAUUAUCAAUGGACUUCACAAUAACAGCACACAUGUGGUUGUCAAGCCAAUUCCCACUAAACCAGCCGUUUCUCCCUCCAUUUUCAACGUGUUUGGGUUUAUUUAGUGUUCAUGUCGGAUAGUGGAUUACUAACUCAAAACUUUGUCACUAUUGUUUUAGCCUAUAUUAUGCUCACAUAGUGGACUAUUUUUAUAGCUUAUUAAAUGGGCAGGUUUUAAUUAGUGAUCACUUUUAAGCACUUAAAAUGAAAAUGUAACAGGAAUAAAUUGUGUUACGAGGACUUGAUUUUAAGUUGUUAUGGGCUUUUGAGAAGAUAAUGCUCUUUGAGACAGUGAGUUGAGUUUCUAUGAUCGCUUAAACAGGCUUUUAACUUUAUUUUCAAGCAUCCAUAUAUUAUGUUGUUUUUAGUUUUAACUGCAGUUUUAUAUUAGCACAGCAUUUCAUAAGUUUACACAGAAACAGAUAACCUUUUGUACAAUAUCAGACUGUCUUUUGUGCAUUUAUAUAAAUCGCAAAAGUUGAAAAUCACAUUUACAUGUUCCAACAUGGCACAUUCUCGAUACAGAAGUCUGAUACAUGGCAGUAAAUGCAGAACACAUACACACAGUACAUGAAAUAUAUGUUCAUAGAUGUAUUUUUAGAUGUACAUCUAAAUAGAUGUACAUAUAUUUCAAAAUACUACAAAAACUGCCGUUUACAUUUAUGUAACCUGUUUUCCUAAAUACUAGUGGAAUUUGAAUAUGUAAUAAGCUCAAAUAUAUGAACUAUAAUUCAAUCUAUAUUUUCAUAUAUGGUCAUAUAUCAGAUUUCUGUGUGGGCAUCUUUUUAUUGUGAUUGUAAAUAUUUAUUUAUUAUUUUUAGUUUUGAUGUUUUUCUGUCACAUUAAUAAGUCCGAUCAUAAUCCAGGUCUUGUGCAUUAGCUCAUUAAAAAUAUAAUUACCAGUCCCCACAUGCCGAACACUUUUACUGCGUCACAUUACACCAUCUGUGACCUUCACUUAUGAUCUUUAUUUAUGAUUUUUUUUUUAUGACACAUAAACCAGCAUAUGAAAUAAUAAAUACAGUAAAACAAUCAA